AUCGCAGUGAGAACGCACCAAGAUUUCUCUCUCUCCUCGUCCUGCCUGUGCAGGUUUUCUGCCUCAUCCUAUUCUAUCCUAGGUCCAGUCUGACGGCGAGCGAACAGAUCUCUCUUGACUUGGUGUGACAGAAGUAAAUUUGCCAUUGUUCCCCUUUGGAUUGGCCUGUUGAGCGUAGAUUUUAGCUUUGAACUACAUCUGCAUCAGCAACAAAAAUUGGCUUUCUUUCCCAGGGCGCUUUUAUUCUUUCUGGCAACACAGGCCAGUAGAAUGGCUGCUCAACUACCAGGAACUAGUCCCACCACCUCGCCAGCCACCAUAUCCGUAGCUGUGCCCAAGAACUUGCCGGUGAUUGUACCGUCAUCGCGUUUGCAGCAGGCUCGCCGCCAGAUCAUGUCUGGUGGUGCUGCUGGGUUCGUCGAGGUGUGCUGCAUGCACCCGCUGGACGUGGUCAAAACGAGACUGCAAAUUCAGAGCAGGACGUCGGCGGACCGCUACAGGUCAGUCGGGGACUGCUUUCGACGCAUGUACACCAGCGAGGGCUCGCUCUCCUUCUACAAAGGCAUCUUGCCACCAAUCCUGGCCGAAACACCCAAGCGAGCUGUGAAGUUCGUCUGCUUUGAGCAGUACAAGAAUUUACUGACGGGCAACGGGCAGACAGCGGCCACGCCACUCGUCUACAGCGCAGCUGGUUUCGGCUGUGGUCUGACCGAGGCGCUGGUCAUCAACCCGUUCGAGGUGGUCAAGGUGUCGCUGCAGGCGCAGAAGGGCUCGCACAGCGUACGCACCACCACGAUGGAGAUGGCGCGGGACGUGUACCGCGCUGGCGGCCUGGGCCGGCAGGGCUUGGGCCGCGGCAUCACGGCAACGCUGGGCCGCCACGGCGUGUGGAACGGCGUCUACUUUGGCCUGUACCACUCUGCCAAGCCGUCGCUGCCGCCAGCCGCCGACGGUCGGACGCAGAACAUUCUCGGACGGCUGGCGCUGGGCCUGGCCGCCGGCACUCUGGCCAGCACCGCCAACAUCCCGUUCGACGUGGCCAAGAGCCGCAUCCAGGGGCCGCAGCCGGACGGCGUUCGCCGCUACCACAGCACGGUUCAGACGAUGGCGCUCAUCUACCGCGAGGAGGGCGUGCGGGCGUUGUACACCGGCCUGGUGCCGAAGGUGAUGCGACUCGGGCCCGGCGGUGCUAUCAUGCUGGUCAUCUAUGAAAGCGUAUCCGACUGGCUAUUACGACACGGCAUUUAGAAGGUAUUUGAGUAGCAUAGAAUAUUUAUUUACACUCUUGUCGCCGGGGUUUUCAACCUUCUUUUUUUUUUAAUAGCAGGGAUAUUUAUGUUUUAGGCGAGUUUUUAACCUUGGUUCCCCCCGGAAGACAAUCUGUUUGAGAUAUAGUUAUUCAGAGCGUCCGUUCGGGCGUACCCGUGGAGCCCCUGGUGGGUUCUGCGGUUGACAUCCGUGCCCCAGGACAUUCCCGAGUGACGCGCACGUCCUUGAGACACACACAAACACACACGACGACAAUUUAUUUAGUGGCAGUGAAUGGGACUACGGCGACGAGUGCACGCAGUUUCUCAUCUUACUCCGUCUCCUGUCGGACCAGGCAUGCUAACUUUCUUGCUCAUGAAAUAUUCCACACGCGUCUGUCUAAAUAAAAAGGCAAAAGUAGUCUGUACUACAACACAGGCACACACACACACGUACACACACACACACACACACACACACACACGUACACACACACACACACACACACACACACACACACACACACACACACACACACAGCUUCUAUCUAUUUGAGCUCGCCUGCACCCCGUACCCGUGGUUUGGCUGCAUGGCUUUCUGUCCUGGCGUACUUGCGUCACGCGCAGUCCAGCCGCCGCUGUGAGCAGGUGGCUUCCUUUACACGGCCGUGUGUGUGUAUCCCGCAUUGCUAUUUCUCGCUUUCUUACUGUUUUUCCGGUUUUGUUUUCUCUGCUCUUCUUUACCUGUGUAUCAUGGGUCACCCGCCGCUUGUACAUGAUAGUCUUGUUCUUCUCCUACAGUGCUAGCGUGUGGUACCUAGGCUUUUUAGUUGCUCUUCCGAAUUGAAAAACACUUGAAUACUGAGUCAAUGAAUCAAACAGC
Messenger RNA from Sycon ciliatum, 2130 nucleotides. Its product is annotated as mitochondrial 2-oxodicarboxylate carrier-like. The transcript has a single exon. The record is from RefSeq and is a predicted model, not a curated record. NCBI's taxonomy places the organism in Eukaryota, Metazoa, Porifera, Calcarea, Leucosolenida, Sycettidae. Gene Ontology annotation, biological process: transmembrane transport. Bases 271 to 1248 code for a protein of 325 amino acids.